AUGGCUUGGAAGAACAUCAGAAACGAUUUUGCCUUUCUGUUGCUGAUAGUCCAAGUAGUUUAUAGUUUGAAAUCAUUCCAAUGUAAGUUCGACGGCAGUUGUAAAUGUUCUUAUAUGAAGAAGAAUUUAGUAAAAGCAGAUUGUUCUGGAAGAAAUAAAACUACUAUACCUUUGAUUCCUGGAAAUGUAGCAAAUUUAUCUCUUGCAAAGAAUCGUAUCCAAAAAGUUGACAACGGAGCAUUUAAAUACAACUCGCAGCUAUUGUAUUUAGAUCUGUCAGAAAACGACAUAAACCAAUUGAACUCCAAAUCAUUUCAAGGUGUUUCUAAACUGGAAACAUUAAUAAUGAAUAAAAAUAAUUUUAGUUCAACAGUUUCCCAAUCAAAAGUUGUUUUUGAACCUUUGGUGUCAUUGCGGUAUCUUGAUUUGAAAAAUAACUCUAAUAACUGUUUUGCAUUCAAUAUUUCAUUUCUAACAAACCUUCAUACUCUGAAGAUUGAUUUUGUUGAUCGUGAGACAUAUUUUGGCAAGGAGUUCAAAGCUUUGAGAAACCUUACGAAUCUCGAUUUUUCUGGGUAUUCUGGGCGUUGUUUGAUGAAAGUUUUGACACCUGGAACAUUUGAAAAUUUUCCAUAUGUGCAAUUUUUAGACUUGAGUAAAUGCCGAAUAAAUGUUAUUCAUAGAGGAACUUUCCAACACCUAAGACAUUUGGAAUUUCUUGAUCUCUCUGAUAACCGAUGCUUAAAGUUUACUGGAUGUAUAAAUAUAACAUAUGAUCUACAGUCAACUUCAAUAAGAGUUCUUAGGUUAAAUAAAAUUCAUCAAACAUUUUCCUUAAAUACAGAACUAUUGAAAUGCCAUCUUCAAAAUCUCCGGAAAACAAAGAUAACUGAGAUCCAUUUAGAUAGUAAUCGACUGCAACUAGUUGAACAAGGUGCACUGAGUAUGCUACCAAAAACCAUGAAAAAGUUAUCCAUUGCAGACAACCAAUUCACAUACGGUGAAUAUAUCCAGGACAUAUUUUCAGUGACAGUUCAUGAAGUUAAUAUAUCUUUCAUGGGAAUGUCGCAUUAUCUGAAGGACAAAGACGAACAAUGUGAUGCUAUAUCUUCGGAUACUCCAUCUUGUGGCAGGGAACCACAUAUAUACCAACCCAGUAUAAAAGAAAUAAACUCAGUUGACCCCCUUCAAACUUAUUAUGAUGACCAAUCAAAACCAUUGUUGCUCCCUUAUCAAUUAAAGAGAUUUCAUUUCAGGCAAUGCAAGUUAAGAUAUUACUUUCCGAAGGUAAUUUUGUCAAACAACUUGUUGGAAUAUAUCGAUGCUUCUUUUAAUACGUUUUAUUAUUGGAAAGGACCUAUUUACAAUCUGAAACAUUUGAAAUAUCUAGAUUUGUCGAAUAACUUUUGCUCUAAUGUUUCAAAAACAUUUUUUAUUGAAGGGCCAAAUUUGACCAUAUUACUUGUACAAAAUAAUCUGUUGGGCUUUGUAUUACCCGAUGACCAUACCGGAGAGACAUUUUCGGCACUAACAGUUCUCGAAACUCUGAAUUUAGCCGAUAACAGAAUUUCAAAUUUGCCUAUUGAAAUAUUUAAAUCUCAAAAGAAUUUAAGAACUUUAAAUUUGAGCGGAAACAUGCUUGAGCAUGUAAAACUUAAAAUAAGGCAUAUGACUAAACUAUCAAACAUAGAUUUAUCUGAUAAUAGAAUAUCUAUCUUAGAAGAUUCCUUUACUAAACAACUGGAUGAUUUGAAAAAACACGUGCGUCACUUAACUGUUGAUAUGACUGGAAAUCCUAUCUAUUGUACAUGUGACUCAAUUGACUUCAUUAAAUGGAUGACAACUACAAAAGUAGUUCUUUUAAACAUGUUUAAUCAAGAAUGUAGUUCAAUGAAAAUGCAUCUGAAUGAAUCGUUAACAGUUUACGACCAGCUAAAGAAGAACUGUUCGUCUUAUACGACAACAAUUGUGGCAGUGGCAUCAUGGGUGGUCAUUUUUGCGGCAGCAAUAGUUGGAGGAUUACUUUACCGUUAUAGAUGGAAAAUUCGAUAUCUAUAUUACAUAGUUAAAAGUAAGCAUCAAGGAUAUAUCAAACCUAUAAUAGACGACAACGAUUACCUAUAUGAUGCGUUCAUUUCAUACGCUGACGACGACGCCAUAUUUGUUCAUUCUAAAUUCCUCAAACACGUUGAAGAAGAAGGAAAUAUGAUUUGCUGUGUUCAUAAACGAGAUUUCACACCUGGAAAAGAAAUUGCAACCAAUAUAACUUCUGCAAUCCAUAACAGCCGUAAAACGGUCGUGAUAAUGUCGCGAAAUUUUCUAGCGUCAAACUGGUGUUUGUUUGAAUUCAAUAUGGCAAAAAUGGAAAGCAUCUACUCGCGAAGUAAUGAGAACAUAAUAUUGCUUGUGUUCAUAGAACAGUUGUCAUCAAAAGAUCUUCCCUUAAACUUUUUAGAACUUGUCCAGUCAAAAUCAUACAUCGAAUACCCAAACGACGAUUAUGGUGAUGUAGUAUUCUGGGAGAAGGUAAAAGAAACUCUUUCAAUGUAG
Messenger RNA from Mytilus trossulus (common blue mussel), 2550 nucleotides. RefSeq names its product toll-like receptor 4. Gene Ontology annotation, molecular function: transmembrane signaling receptor activity; protein binding. NCBI's taxonomy places the organism in Eukaryota, Metazoa, Mollusca, Bivalvia, Mytilida, Mytilidae. Gene Ontology annotation, biological process: inflammatory response; toll-like receptor signaling pathway; immune response. The record is from RefSeq and is a predicted model, not a curated record. Gene Ontology annotation, cellular component: plasma membrane. The transcript has a single exon. Bases 1 to 2550 code for a protein of 849 amino acids.